AUGCCCAUCACCACCGAGCGAUGUCUAGAAAUGCUCCGAGAGCUGCACCAUAUGAAACUACAGUUGGAUUCCUGCAGUGACAUCCUUAAAGACCUGAACAACAACACUAUGCGUAGUGUGAUGUUGAAACGAAAUGGAAGUGUCCGAGGUCGCAAAAAUUUGGUGAAAAAUGCGUUACGAAAAAUGGAACCGAAAUUGAUGGAGAAUAAUGGAGGCGAUUGUGGAGUGGUGGUGUACCUGACGUCGUGUGGCGUGUUGAGACGGUCGUAUGAUAGGUGUAAAGCGGUUACCUCACUCCUCGAAGCGUUCCGUGUCAAGUUCGAGGUCCGAGACCUCAACAUUAGCGCAUUCCACGUGGCAGAGCUGGCGGAGAAGCUGAAAUUGAAUGAGGAAUUUCAGAGGGACCUGAUUUUCGAGUCGCUCCCUUUGAUUUAUGUAGAUGGCUACUUUUUGGGGAACGAUAAAACAAUAGUGGAGCUGAAUGACGCGAAAACGUUGGAGAGGAUUCUGGAAAAGUAUAAAACCACGCCCACGCUCGCCGUCUGCUCAGAAUGCGGAAAUCGCGGAUACGUAGUGUGUCGGGUGUGUCAUGGAAGUCGACGUCAUCAUGUCGCCACGUCGUCUGAAAUUCGAUUUGGUCUAAUUUUGAGAUGCUCGUUUUGUGAUGAGAACGGGAUUUCGAGGUGUCAGAAGUGUGUUAAUUGA
Caenorhabditis remanei is the source of this 705-nucleotide messenger RNA. RefSeq lists its product as uncharacterized. The record is from RefSeq and is a predicted model, not a curated record. Bases 1 to 705 code for a protein of 234 amino acids. NCBI's taxonomy places the organism in Eukaryota, Metazoa, Nematoda, Chromadorea, Rhabditida, Rhabditidae. Gene Ontology annotation, biological process: sensory perception of sound. The transcript is spliced from 5 exons.